AUGAAACGGCUUAUCAUGAUCUUAGAAGUAAUUGUUCUUUCUGAUUUGUAUAUAAAAGGCGGGAACUUGCUUGCCCCGUUGCAUUUUCUUCAAUGUGUUUCUAAAAUGCAAGUUGUGAAAGUCCUUUGGGCUUUUCUUUGGAUCCUUCCUCAGGCCCUGGCAACGGAUUCUUGUGCAGGACAAUCGUUUGGAUCCAGAGCAGUUGACCUCGAAGAUCCCCAGUCGUAUUAUCUCUGCCUGGGUUUCCUUGGCCAUAUAAAAAAUACAUGCAAUGAUGGAUAUUUGUUUGAUGAUCAGACGCAGGGAUGUGUGAUUAAUAACCAGCCAACCCCAAAAACACUUCAAGCCCCAAAAAAGAAUUCGGAUAAAAGUGAAAUUAGCAUCACACAAAAUGUGAACGUGGACAGACCAGUUAUUUUUAACAUCUUUGGAAACUUCAAUUUAUUUGCAAGUCUAUGGGGCAGCUCCGAGAAUACGACUUCUUCGCCCCCGAAAUCCAGCCCAAUUUCUCAUCUGCAAUUACUUUAUGGAGCUGAGGAAAUUGACCAGUUAUCCUCCAUAAAUGCAACAACUCCCGGGCCCCUAGAUAAUUCUCUGGGCAAGUCUACUGAGAAUAGCAUAUUAAGCUCAGAAGCUCAAAUUGAGAUCGAUUCAAGUUCGCUAAAUUCGUCAAUAGGAUCUGAACCAGACAUUUCAACACAGAAAACUAGCUCCAGCUCAAAAAAAUUGUUCUUCACAAAAUUAUCAUCAUACCCAGCUAAAUCGAAAAACACUAAUAAUGCUUUGUUCACAGAAGUUUCCUUAGUAGGGAGCUUAGGCUUGGAGAAUCUAUUGUCUACAAAAUCAUCAACAAGUUCUGAAAUUCCCUCAAACUCAAUCAAUCCAAAAUCAUCAACAAGCGUGAAGGACGGUUCAUUACCAACAGAAUCUGCUGCAGAAAGUUCCACGCAAUCAAGUAUAUCAAGCUCGGAGAAUACCUCGUCCACAGAAGGUUUCUUAGAAGAUCUAAUCAUAAGGUCGAAAAGUCCUUUCUCUACAGAGUCAUCAACUGAGAUUGAUUUAAGUUUACGAAGAGUCUCAACUGAAUCUGCUCCAGAAAGUUCUACCCAAGAAAAUAGUGCAAGUUCAGAAAACCCCUUGUCCACAGAAUCAUCAGCGGAAGUCAUAAAGGAUUUUUCGUCAUCGGAAUCAUCACUACGAACCUCUAAAAAUCCGUUGUCUUCAUCAGAAAGUUCGACACCAGAUAGCGGAUCGUUAUCUGAAAAUCCGUUGACCACAGAUUCUUCAUCAGAAAGUUCGACACAAGAUAGUGAAUCAUCCUCUGAAAGUCUGUUGUCCCUAGAAUCAUCAACAGAACCUUCAUCAGAUAGCUCGACGCCAAAUAGUGAAUCAACCUCUGAAUCAUCAUCUAUAGAUAGUGAACCAACUUCUGAAAGUCCGUUGACCACAGAACUAUCGACAGAAUCUUCAUCAGAUAAUUCAACCGAAGAUAGUGAAUCAACCUCUGAAAGUCCGUUGUCCACAGAAUCCUCAGUAGAGUCAUCAUCAGAAAGUUCGACGCCAGAUAGUAAAUCAACCUCUGAAGGUCCGGUGUCCACAGAAUCAUCAGCAGAGUCUUCAUCGGAUAGUUCGGCGCAAGAUAGCGAAUCAACCUCUGAAAGUCCGUUGUCCACAGGAUCAACAUCUAUAGAUAGUGAAGCAACCUCUGAAAGUCCGUUGACCACAGAACCAUCGACAGAAUCUUCAUCAGAUAAUUUGACGCAAGAUAGUGAUUCAACCUCUGAAAGUUCGUUGACCACAGAAUCAUCGACAGAAUCUUCAUCAGAUAUUUCGACCCAAGAUAGUGAAACAACCUCUGAAAGUCCGUUGUCCACAGAAUCCUCAGCAGAGUCAUCAUCAGAAAGUUCGACGCCAGAUAGCGAAUCAACCUCUGAAAGUCCGUUGUCCACAGGAUCAUCUUCAAUAGAUAGUGAACCAACUUCUGAAAGUCCGUUGACCACAGAAUCAUCGACAGAAUCGUCAUCAGAUAAUUCGACGCAAGGUAGUGAAACAACCUCUGAAGGUCCGUUGAUAACAGAAUCAUCGACAGAAUCUUUAACAGAUAAUUCUACCCAAGAUAGUGAAACCACCUCAUCGAUAGAAUCGUCAACAGAUAAUUCGACGCAAGGUAGUGAAUCAACCUCUGAAGGUCCAUUGACUACAGAAUCAUCGACAGAAUCUUCAUCAGAUAAUUCGACCCAAGAUAGUAAAACAACCUCUGAAAGCGCGUUGUCCACAGAAUCAUCAUCAGAAAGUUCAACACAAGAUAGUAUAUCAACCUCUGAAGGUCCGUUGUCCACAGAAUCAUCAACAGAACCUUCAUCAGAUAGCUCGACGCUAGAUAGUGAAUCAACCUCUGAAAGUCCGUUGUCCACCGGAUCAUCUUCUACAGAUAGUGAACCAACUUCUGAAAGUCCGUUGACCACAGAACCAUCGACAGAAUCUUCAUCAGAUAAUUCGACGCAAGAUAGUGAAUCAACCUCUGAAGGUCCGUUGUCACCAGGAUCAUCUACCGAAUCUUCAUCAGAUAAGUCGACGGAAGGCAGUGGGUCGAUCUCUGAAAAUCCGUUCACCACAGAGUCUUCAUCAGAAAGUUCGACACAAGAUAAUGAAUCAACCUCUAAAGGUCCGUUGUCCACAGAAUCAUCAACACAACCUUCAUCAGAUAGUUCGACGCAAGACAAUGGAUCAACCCCUGAAAGUCCGUUGACCACAGAACCAUCGACAGAAUCUUCAUCAGAUAAUUCGACCCAAGAUAGUGAAUCAACCUCUGAAGGUCCGUUGUCACCAGGAUCAUCUACCGAAUCUUCAUCAGAUAAGUCGACGGAAGACAGUGGGUCGAUCUCUGAAAAUCCGUUGACCACAGAGUCUUCAUCAGAAAGUUCGACACAAGAUAGUGAAUCAACCUCUGAAGGUCCGUUGUCCACAGAACCAUCAGUAGAGUCUUCAUCAGAAAGUACGACACAUAAUAAUACAUCAACCUCUGAAAGUCCUUUGCUUACAGGAUCAUCAACAGAAUCUUCAUCAGAUAAGUCGACGCAAGAUAGUGAAUCAACCUCUGAAAGUCCCUUGUCCACAAAAUCAUCGACAGAAUCUUCAUCAGAUAAGUCGACGCAAGAAAGUGAAUCAACUUCUGAAGGUCCGUUGUUCACAGAAUCAUCAGCAGAGUCUUCAUCAGAAAGUUCGACACAUGAUAGUAUAUCAACCUCUGAAAGUCCGUUGUCCACAGAAUCAUCAACAGAAUCUACAUCAGAUAAUUCGACGCAAGAUAGUGAAUCAACCUCUGAAAGUCCCUUGUCCACAAAAUCAUCGACAGAAUCUUUAUCAGAUAAGUCGACGCAAGAAAGUAAAUCAACCUCGAAAGGUCCGUUGUCCACAGAAUCAUCAGCAGAGUCUUCAUCAGAAAAUUCGACACAAGAUAGUAUAUCAACCUCUGAAAGUCCGUUGUCCACAGAAACAUCAGCAGAGUCUUCGACACAUAAUAGUAUAUCAACCUCUGAAGGUCCGUUGUCACCAGGAUCAUCUACCGAAUCUUCAUCAGAUAAGUCGACGGAAGAGAGUGGGUCGAUCUCUGAAAAUCCGUUGACCACAGAGUCUUCAUCAGAAAGUUCGACACAAGAUAGUGAAUCAACCUCUGAAAAUCCCUUGUCCACCAAAUCAUCCACAGAAUCUUCAUCAGAUAAGUCGACGCAAGAAAGUGGAUCAACCUCUGAAGGUCCGUUGUCCACAGAAUCAUCAGCAGAGUCUUCAUCAGAAAGUUCGACACAUGAUAGUAUAUCAACUUCUGAAAGUCCGUUGACCACAGAACCAUCGACAGAAUCUUCAUCAGAUAAUUCGACGCAAGAUAGUGAAUCAACCUCUGAAGGUCCGUUGUCACCAGGAUCAUCUACCGAAUCUUCAUCAGAUAAGUCGACGGAAGACAGUGGGUCGAUCUCUGAAAAUCCGUUGACCACAGAGUCUUCAUCAGAAAGUUCGACACAAGAUAGUGAAUCAACCUCUGAUAAUCCCUUGUCCACAAAAUCAUCGACAGAAUCUUCAUCAGAUAAGUCGACGCAAGAAAGUGGAUCAACCUCUGAAGGUCCGUUGUCCACAGAAUCAUCAGCAGAGUCUUCAUCAGAAAGUUCGACACAUGUUAGUAUAUCAACCUCUGAAAGUCCGUUGUCCACAGAAUCAUCAGCAGAGUCUUCAUCAGAAAGUUCGACGCAAAAUAGUGAAUCAACCUCUGAAAAUCCCUUGUCCACAAAAUCAGCGACAGAAUCUUCAUCAGAUAAGUCAACGCAUGAAAGUGGAUCAACCUCUGAAGGUCCGUUGUCCACAGAAUCAUCAGAAGAGUCUUCAUCAGAAAGUUCGACACAAGAUAGUAUAUCAACCUCUGAAAGUCCGUUGUCCACAGAAUCAUCAACAGAAUCUGCAUCAGAUAAUUCGACGCAAGAUAGUGAAUCAACCUCUGAAAGUCCCUUGUCCACAAAAUCAUCGACAGAAUCUUCAUCAGAUAAGUCGACGCAAGAAAGUAAAUCAACCUCGAAAGGUCCGUUGUCCACAGAAUCAUCAGCAGAGUCUUCAUCAGAAAAUUCGACACAAGAUAGUAUAUCAACCUCUGAAGGUCCGUUGUCCACAGAAUCAUCAACAGAAUCUGCAUCAGAUAAUUCGACGCAAGAUAGUGAAUCAACCUCUGAAGGUCCGUUGUCACCAGGAUCAUCUACCGAAUCUUCAUCAGAUAAGUCGACGGAAGACAGUGGGUCGAUCUCUGAAAAUCCGUUGACCACAGAGUCUUCAUCAGAAAGUUCGACGCAAGAUAGUGAAUCAACCUCUGAAAAUCCCUUGUCCACAAAAUCAUCGACAGAAUCUUCAUCAGAUAAGUCGACGCAAGAAAGUGAAUCAACCUCUGAAGGUCCGUUGUCCACAGAAUCAUCAGCAGAGUCCUCAUCAGAAAGUUCGACACAUGAUAGUAUAUCAACCUCUGAAAGUCCGUUGUCCACAGAAUCUUUACCAAAAAGUUCGACGCCAGUUAGUGGAUCAACUUCUGAAAGUCCUCCGUCCACAGGAUCAUCAACACAAUCUUCAUCAGAUAAGUCGACGCCGCAUAGUGAAUCAACCUCUGAAAAUCCGUUGUCCUCACAAUCAUCGACAGAAACUUCAUCGGAUAAGUCGACGCAAGAUAUUGGAUCAACCUCUAAAAGUCCGUUGACCACAGCAUCACCAUCAGAUAGUUCGACGCAAGGCAGAGGAUCAACAUCUGAAAGUCCAUUGACCACAAAAUCAUCAACAAAGCCAUCCACUGGUACCACACCGUUUACCCCGUCCCGAACUCCACAGAGUUUAACAACUUCAACUAAAGGAAAUAUUUGGUCUACUACAUCAACACAAUCUUCAUCAGAUAAGUCGACGCCACAUAGUGAAUCAACAUCUGAAAAUCCGUUGUCCUCACAAUCAUCGACAGAAUCUUCAUCGGAUAAGUCGACGCAAGAUAUUGGAUCAACCUCUAAAAGUCCGUUGACCACAGCAUCAUCAUCAGAUAGUUCGACGCAAGGCAGUGGAUCAACAUCUGAAAGUCCAUUGACCACAAAAUCAUCAACAAAGACAUCCUCUGGUACCACACCUUGCACCCCGUCCCGAACUCCACAGAGUUCAACAACUACAACUAAAGGAAAUAUUUGCUCUACUAGAGCAACAUCGUGCACCAACGAUAGGAAUCCUAAAAGUUCAACGCAGGGUAAGGUAGGUAGAACAUCUACUUUAGAACACUCUACGGGAAGAACGGCCAGUAACCAAGAAGAAAGAACUGAUUGCAGCAACUUGCUCAAUGGAGUCUUCCUAAGGGACGCUCAGUCAUGCAAUAAGUAUUAUGUAUGUCUGAAUGGAAAGCCGAUUCCCGGACACUGCCCCAGAAAUCUGAACUUUGACAUUAAGAGGAAGGUCUGCAAUUUUCCCAGUCUGGUAGAUUGCUCCAUCAAUGAGGUUCUGGAAUCUGUUACGAGACCAUCGAGCCCAGAAUCUGCUCCUGACUGCAAAUCAUUAAAAAAUGGGGCUUAUGUUCGGGACUCACGGUCAUGCAGUAAGUUCUAUAUAUGCGCCAAUGGACGGGCUAUAUCUCGGCAGUGUCCUAGGGGUCUACACUUUGACGUGAAAUCAAACUUUUGCAAUUACCCAAGCCUGGUUCAGUGCUCAAUAGACGAGGUCCAGGCUGAUUUACAUCAGGCAUUACUUACAGAUAAAGUGCCGGAUUGCAGCAAAGUGGAAGAGGAUACACGAUUCAGCGAUAUCAAUCAGCAUAAUAGGUAUUAUGUUUGCCUAAAGGGAAAGGCUGUGUUGCAUUACUGCAGUCCUGGAAACUGGUUCGACCUCCGAAGUGGAAAAUGCCUCGAUGAGCGACUGGCUAAGGUGAAAGAACCAAAGAAGCCUUAAGUAUCAGUGACAUGAUCUUUAAUCUAGCUUUAGGAACUUGGUGAUAGGGAUUAUUCUUAUAAAAAUAUAAUGGGUGAAUGGGAAACAUAACAUGUAUCAUAUUAUUUUAGAGUGGUUACUGACUCAAAAGUUACAAGUAGACUCUAGUACGACCUAGCCAGUUGAAGAGUAAAAUGGAAUUACUCGAAAUGUCUAGGAUUUAUUAAACGAAUAAAAAUUUACAAACUAUCUAUUAA
Drosophila subpulchrella is the source of this 6680-nucleotide messenger RNA. Its product is annotated as serine-rich adhesin for platelets. The record is from RefSeq and is a predicted model, not a curated record. Gene Ontology annotation, cellular component: extracellular region. The transcript is spliced from 3 exons. Bases 1 to 6444 code for a protein of 2147 amino acids. Gene Ontology annotation, molecular function: chitin binding. NCBI's taxonomy places the organism in Eukaryota, Metazoa, Arthropoda, Insecta, Diptera, Drosophilidae.